CCUUCGCAUUGUCCCACAAGGUGCUUCGUUCCAAAAACCCAAUACCAGUUCUAGUUCUAGCUUGGAGUUCUAAAUAAACGGCGGAAUCGUUGAACAAUAUCCUGGACACUGUUGGAUUGAUGCGGUAGAGGUAGACCUGUGAGAAUUGCAAUUUAUCGACUGGCGAGAAAAAACUGUACGACGGGCAGCUACAUUCUUCAGUGUCAGAGGUUAAGCCCAUGUUCGUGUAGCUUCAGCGGCGAAGUAGUUUUUCAACGAUGUCAGAGAAAACACAAAUGUUGAAAACCUCUUUAAUUUUAAUUAUAGAAUUGCCCUGAGGUGCUGUUACGCUAGCUUUAUUCUGCCUAUUACUGUCGUCAUUCUUCACAGUUUCAAAGGUGAGACAAUCGUUAAUACAGUUGUAACUUCGACUUCACAACUUAGGCGGAUACCGACAUUCACAUUAUAGCGAAUUCUGGUAGCUUCUUAACUAGGUGAGCCAAGAGCUCGUUCAGCCAGUUAUGAACAAAAAAUUGUAAAACCAAUAUAGUAGAGAUGUCACAUAUGAGACAAGAACAACUACACUUCAAAUAACGAAUAUCUUUUAAAUUGUUCUAUAAAACAGUUAGACACAAUAACAACGGCUUUUGAUUAAUGCCAACGGAAAUUCCAUAUUCAAAGUUAUGAGCCCUCGAACUAUUCUCAUGAUCAAAUUCGUGUUUGUUAUAGCGUCUAAUGAAUAUUGAUCAUUUAUACCUAGUUGGCGUAUUAUCCGUGAGUUAUAAUGUACAUAAGUUAAGGUAGGUAGGGCAAUCACAUACUUUGCGUCCCUUUACGGACGACAUCUUCUUAACUACAUUUACAUUUUAACAGAUGAGUUUGAAUGUCUGUAUAUUGGAAUAAAGGGUAUGCAAAAUUAAUGACAUAAGAAGUUGGUAUACCUACGUAACAAAUUUUUUGUAUCUACAUACAUUUUUUUGGGUACCAAUAAAAAAGAAAAAUAAAAAAAAGUCACCAAUAAACCAACCAUGUUGGGUCUCAAGUAUUGAUUGGACAGGAUAUGGUUGAACGAAAUUUAGUUUUUUAGCCUAGGAUUUUUUAACUUGGGAUUAAUUGCCCUAAGAAACUAUACUAGUUUUAUUUAUACUCGUAUAGUUUCUUAGGACGAAAUUAAAUGGAAUUAAAUAGAUUGCGUAUUAUGUUUGCUAACAGAACAUACUAUAAAAUCUAUAUUUCUACGAUUUCAUCGCGUAGCUUCUAACAGUUUAGAUAAAAUUAGGGACUUCCGUAUUGAUGCUGUCCACUUGACGGAUUUUUGGUUCUUUCGAGCAGGAAACAAUUCAAUUACUAACAGUCUGUACAUCUAAGGUAGCGAUCUUUUUCAUUCUUCCGAAACAUUUGUGUUGGAUAUUUUUAAUUUACUCUAAAAUAAUAAGGUAGUCAUUUUAACAAUAAUGAAAACACGUUGAGAGGAGUCACGAAAUUAUAUAGUCAAGUUGUAAUAUUCACGGAGAUUUAAACGACCUAUAAAAGUCAAAGGCAGGAGCAGACCGGAUACCAUAGUAGUCACGGAGUGAGCCAGUAAUACGGUGUGAUUCGGAUCAUUAAUUAUACAGGCACUAUGAAGGUGUAUGGGCUUAUUCUGUGUGUACUGGUGGCGUAUGCCAUGGGGCUCGCAGUGGAGCCUGUGUCACGGUCUGACUCUCCGUCGACCAGUGAACUGGCUGAAGUCAACCCCGCUGAUAGACAAAAACGUAGUUUACUCCUUGGUGCUGGUGCUCUUGGUGCGGGAGCUCUUGGUGUUGGUGUGCUAGGAGCUGGCGUUCUAGGCGCUGGAGUCAUUGGUGCUAAGGCUGGUUUUAUUGGUGGUGCUCUCGCCGGAAAAGCGUUCCACGGCAGAAGCUACGGCGGCUGGGGUGGUCAUGGAUAUGGCGGCUAUGGAGGAUACCGUGGAUACGGAGGAUACGGCGGAUAUGGCGGAUACGGCGGAUAUGGUGGAUAUGGUGGAUACGGUGGAUAUGGUGGAUAUGGAGGACAUGGCAGCUACUAUCCCCGGCACUACGGUGGUUACAGCAGCUAUGGCUCUUACCACGGUUCCGAGUACUAUCCGGGAUCCUACUACAACUCAUGGUGGUGAAUUGAAUCAAAAACAAUGACCGCGGCUCUUUUAGAACGAAUUAUUCAGUUUCCCGUUGAAAAUUCUUUUGUUGAGACCUGAUAGCUAGGAGAAAUAAAACAUCAAACAUU
Molecule: messenger RNA, 2226 nt
Organism: Bombyx mori (domestic silkworm)
Lineage: Eukaryota; Metazoa; Arthropoda; Insecta; Lepidoptera; Bombycidae
Product: keratin-associated protein 19-2
Exons: 4
Coding region: 1601-2116 (171 amino acids)
Source: RefSeq, a predicted model, not a curated record